This is a messenger RNA of Botrytis sinoallii, 2970 nucleotides long. RefSeq lists its product as uncharacterized. The record is from RefSeq and is a predicted model, not a curated record. The coding region runs from base 1 to 2970 and encodes 989 amino acids. Lineage: Eukaryota; Fungi; Ascomycota; Leotiomycetes; Helotiales; Sclerotiniaceae. The transcript is spliced from 3 exons.
AUGUGGUUCAGUGCUAUAGAACGUGAAGAGAACCUGCCGCCUGUCAUUAUGGAAAUUGAUGACGACUUGCCAGAUGCUGAGAAGGGUAAUAUGAUUAGAACAGCUUUCCUCGGUCGCGUGCAAACUUUCUCGAAUAUUUGGUUCCGUCCGGAGUAUCAAGUUUUCACGCUUCAUGAUAAUUCCGAAGGUGAACGUAUCUGGCAGUGGGAUACAACAGACGAACAACACAAUACCUCCCUGGAGAACUUCAGGGCAAACAUGAGAGAAAUGUAUGAUGAUUGGGAUCAUGCUCUUGACUCGAAUUUUGUUUUACUCCAAACAAAGACAAAUCGUUCAUUCGCAGUAGAUCGAAGAACCACAGAGAGUUACUGGAGAAAGUAUAUUUUCGAUUGGCUCACAGAAACCGACAUAUUCAUUGAGCGAAGAGAAACUAGACCUUUUAUGCAACCUGAUACAAUUCCUUGGGGCUAUAGACAUACUCGUCAAAUCCCGCCCCCUCCUCCAGUGGAACUUAACCCAGUUCCGGUGGCGCCUGUUGCCGAAGCAUCACAGCAGCCUCGUAUCAACAAGACACGACUCAUUGCACCCGUUGCCGAAAAGGCCAUCACUCCAAAAUGGGAGACUUGGAUGACAGAUCAACAUCGUAAGGAUGCAUUACAACGUCGUUCUUACAUUCAAGACCAAUCGGUCAUCGAGCCGGGCCUUGACCCUUCAGCACCAACAUACGGGCCUAGUAAAGAAUUGACAUUAGGAGUUUCUCUUUCGACUCCUGCAGUUUAUACACAACGACUGACCCCCACUGAUAUUUUAAACUUGGUUGAAGAAAAUCAGAAGUUAAGAAAUGGCUUGUUAGAGCGAUCUCACAACUGUCUCAUCUGCUCUGUGACCAUGGCUGGCUAUGAGCAUGCCGAAAUACAACGCCAUUAUGGACAGCAUCUAGUCCAACUCCAAAAAGAGGGACAAUGUCCUCUCUGUGAGCGAGAAUCGUGGUCAAUCAUGACCAUGGAGCAAAAGAAAGAGCAUCUUGAAACUCAUCAAGUGGAAACAGACACCGAAAUGAUUCGAAAUUUCUGGAAUGGCAUUGAAUGUCCUGUAUGCGACGCCAAACUAAGUGGUUUUACAGCCGAGCAAGUUCUUCGCCACAUGGCAGACCACAUACCAGGAAUUGUCGAAUUCUGUGACAAAUGCGGACUUCGCACCGCUAUCUGUAAUCAUGCUGAACUAGUUCAUCACAGAUACGUAUGCCUUGAUCAACCAGAUCGUGGACCCCUCGAUCUAGAACCUUCAUUCUGCGGCGAUUGUGGCCAAAAUCGUACCGCGGAGGAUGAAGAAGAACGGGGUCAGCACGUUAUAAAUUGUACCGCUAAGAAUCGACGUGUUCAAGAUAAGAAGUUCUGUACCAAAUGUGGCAUUGAUAAGAGUGCAUGGAGCAACGAUGAAAUCACCACGCAUGAUGAGCAUUGCACAUCUCCUCAAGGUUUGCCAAAAGCUUUUUGCUUGAGAUGUGGCACAAGGUUGCUUGGUGCCACUGAAGCUCAAUUGGAUGGCCAUAGAGUGUACUGUUCUAUUAGAACAAAAGAACCGGAGAAUUUGAGACAGCGAGUAGAAGAGCUUCAGGCGCGAACUGCAACACUCAAUCGCAUCGCGGCCAAGAACGCAGCCACACUCUCCUGGAUUACCCAACGGGAGAAUGAGCUCGUAGAAAGCGAAAGAGCUUUAGCCGAACGAGAGUUGAAACGUCCUAUGGACGAAAGACGAGCGUACGCUGAAGAUAGGAGUAGUCUUGGAGCAUGCCCUUGGUCUCGCAAAGGUUGCAAAUAUCAUACGAUCAACCAGACUCGUAGGCAAAUCUUUACACACAUGGCUACACAUUUCAAUACCGAUCAAAGCAAAACUCUCCCAUUUACCUGCCCAUUCCCUGGAUGUAGUAAGCAAAUCGCUGUACCCGGCUCGGAUCCCGAUGAUAAUCUUCUCGUUGUGGAUCAUUAUCGUCAUCGCGACUAUCAAGGUAUCGCGGAUGUACAUGGUCCGCCUAAGGGCAGAGAUCCGAAGGAACUCAAAAAAUUGGUAGAUCAUUUUCAAAAGGCCAAUGCAAUGAAUGCUCGUACGCGCUUGCGAAACAUUACACCGCUUCCUGAACCAGGCCAGGGACAAGGGACGGGUGGAGCAGGAGCGGGUGGAUUUGGUGGCGGGUUAGGAGGUGGACUGGGAUCCAAAUUCCAGUACUCCGACUCCAGCCGCCUCGAACCAGGUUACGCGCAUCACCCCUCAUACCUACCUUCAGACGACGACCUACAACAAAGUAUCGAAGCCGAUUAUGUACAGUACGGAGACGAUGAGAAUCUUUUCCAAGCCGGCGAUUACGAGCCUCCAUCUGAAGCCGAAACCGACCCCGGAGUCGAAAUUGAGAUCUCGCAGCCAACACCUACCAGACGACACCGAUCCUUUGCAGCUCCGCUAGUUUCAUACGAUAAACCAUACUCCACAUACACUCCCAAAUCCAUCAGCCAACCACCUCCACUUCCGUACUCCCCCACCAAACGUAAAGCAUCCGCCGCAAUCCCAGAAGAGGACUUAUACCCACCCUCUAAUCGUACGACGCGUCAACGCACGGCAAUCCAGACUCCAAGUCCAGAUAUUGAAGCCCCACCCGUGCGAAGAUCAAGUCGACAGGAUCGUCGACGAAAAUCAAUGCACGGUGUAGAUCAAGAUGGAGAUGCAGAUGAGGGAGAAACGAGAGAGGUAAAGUCUCAGGAUUGGAAGAAUAUGGUGGAUACGUAUGAAGCCGAGUCGUCGCAAAUAAACCAGUAUGAGUCGAGUGGAGGUGAUAGUUCUGAACAGGCACAAGUACAUGAGGAGGUGGAGGGCAAAAAUGAGAGUUCGGAGCAAGUUACUUCGACGUCUAAUUCGAAUCGGAGUCCGAGUCCAGCUCCCAGGGUGAAGAGGUAUAGAACUAGGUCUGGAGGAUAG